AUGUUAGGAGUAAUCGAUCUUGUGAAUCAAAGCAUGUAUUCAACUGUAAACUCAACUCAUUCAACGAUGACAACAGUGGCUAAAUAUGUCUACGAUGAUUUCUCAACUCCAUCAUCACUUCGAUCAGCUCGAGUAAUUGUUGAAGGUCGCUCAGUAUUUGUAAAUCCUGGUUGGCUUGCUGAAUUUUCAAAUUUUUUCGCUACGAUGUUUUUUGGUAAAAAUGCGGGUGAAAAUUUAAUCCUCAGCAAUGAAUUGAGAGCUAGUGUUUUGUUAGUGACAAGAAUGUUAAGAUAUACUGAACAAGUAGGUGCCUUAGCAUUGGAACAUUGUUGGAAAUACUCAAAAGGUUAUCAGUAUAUGAAUCUUCGAGAAUGCAGUGGUGAUAGUAGUAGUGCAGUUCAUCAUCCUGCUCCAAUUGGUGAUACGUACUGCUGUGUGCAUAACGCAGUGUUGGGUAGUAAGCAAUAG
Messenger RNA from Loa loa (African eye worm), 468 nucleotides. RefSeq lists its product as hypothetical. Bases 1 to 468 code for a protein of 155 amino acids. Lineage: Eukaryota; Metazoa; Nematoda; Chromadorea; Rhabditida; Onchocercidae. The record is from RefSeq and is a predicted model, not a curated record. The transcript is spliced from 3 exons.